CUUAUAAUAAUGAAACAAAAGAAUGCUGUCACUAGUGGUUUUUAUAUCAUGAUAAAAAUAGAUAGCACUGGUAUAGACCCACUUGCCAAUUGGGAUCAAGUAUUUGGUAUUUUUAGAGGAUGUCUACACGGCCAGGCUAAUAUGGGUGCUCUUCAAGAUCACAUUAUAGCACAGAUGAAUACUAGUAAUAGCUUUAAAAAUCCUUCAAUUGCUCAUGAUUAUGCAAACAUAGUUGGUAAUAAUGCAGUAACACAACAGAUUAAGAAUCAAUUUUUACGAGAUUUGUCUUCUGACUUGAAGGAUAAUACAGAACGUAUUAGUACUGAGCAACCAUUAGCUGAUCUUUUUGAAAUUUUGGAGUGA
This is a messenger RNA of Racocetra persica, 363 nucleotides long. The record is from the annotation of a GenBank genome assembly. NCBI's taxonomy places the organism in Eukaryota, Fungi, Glomeromycota, Glomeromycetes, Diversisporales, Gigasporaceae.